Messenger RNA from Carcharodon carcharias (great white shark), 1961 nucleotides. It is a transcript of the gene tfap2e, whose product is annotated as transcription factor AP-2 epsilon. Gene Ontology annotation, cellular component: nucleus. The coding region runs from base 225 to 1553 and encodes 442 amino acids. Gene Ontology annotation, biological process: regulation of transcription by RNA polymerase II; anatomical structure development; regulation of cell population proliferation. NCBI's taxonomy places the organism in Eukaryota, Metazoa, Chordata, Chondrichthyes, Lamniformes, Lamnidae. The record is from RefSeq and is a predicted model, not a curated record. Gene Ontology annotation, molecular function: RNA polymerase II transcription regulatory region sequence-specific DNA binding; DNA-binding transcription factor activity, RNA polymerase II-specific. The transcript has 7 exons.
GAGAGACACACGGAGAGAGAGAGAGAGAGAGAGAAACUCGGACCCGAUCCUAGCCUCAAACUCCUUUACUUUGGCUUCCUCGUCCAAACACAUCCCCGACACACGGAUCUUUAUGGAUUUUGGGCUCGUUUUCUCCUAAUUCUGUGGAGUUUGUCCCGAUCGAAACAAAAAUAGAAACAAGAAACUGGGAUUGUUUGGGAUUUGGUGUCCCCUAGAUCGCACAGAUGUUGGUACACACAUAUGCUGCAAUGGAUCGGCACGAUGGAAUGAACGGGAGUCACAGUGCCCGCCUCGCCCAGCUCGGCUCCAUGAGCCAGGCUCCCUACUCCACGGCCCCGCCGCUCUCGCACACCCCUUCCUCGGACUUCCAGCCGCCUUAUUUCCCGCCGCCCUACCAGCCCCUGCCCUACCCCCAGAGCCAGGAGCCGUACGCUCACGUCAACGACCCUUACUCCCUGACCAGCCCCCUGCACCAGCCCCAGCAGCACCCGUGGCAACAGAGGCAGCGCCAGGAGGUGGCGGCUGAGCAGGGCAUCCUGCACCAACCCCGAGGUCUGUCCCAGUUGUCAAGCCUCGACCACCGCCGGGAUUACCACGGGAUCCGGCGGCCUGAUGUGCUGCUGCACUCCGGCCACGGCCUCGACUCUAACCAUGGACUGGUGGACACGCUCGCUCUCCAUGCCCUCAACCACCACGGACUGGACGAUGUGCAGGCCGUGGAUGAUAACGGCAGCCCUGGGAUGAAUAUAUUGGACCAGUCUGUAAUUAAAAAAGUUCCAAUGCCAAUUAAAGCCAAUGGUAGUUCACUUUCAUCGAGCAUGCAAAAGGAUGGCUUGAUUGGAGGAGUGACGAACCCAAAUGAAGUGUUCUGCUCCGUCCCAGGCCGCCUGUCACUGCUCAGCUCCACAUCCAAGUACAAAGUGACUGUGGGGGAGGUUCAGAGGCGCCUGUCACCACCAGAGUGCCUGAAUGCAUCACUACUUGGAGGAGUGCUCAGGAGGGCAAAGUCGAAAAAUGGAGGCAGGUCUUUGAGAGAAAAGUUGGAAAAGAUUGGAUUGAAUUUGCCUGCAGGAAGGCGCAAAGCAGCCAAUGUUACCUUACUGACCUCACUCGUCGAAGGAGAGGCUGUGCACUUGGCCCGGGACUUUGGGUAUGUUUGUGAGACUGAAUUCCCUGCAAAGGCAACGGCGGAGUUCCUGACCCGACAGCAUUCCGAUCCAACUGAGCUCCAUGCUCGAAAAAAUAUGCUGCUUGCCACCAAGCAGAUCUGUAAAGAGUUCACAGAUUUAUUGGCUCAGGACCGGUCUCCUUUGGGAAACAGCCGGCCCUCAGCAAUCCUUGAAGAGGGAGUCCAGAGCUGCCUGACUCACUUCAGCUUGAUUACACAUGGCUUCGGGAGUCCUGCCAUCAUUGCUGCGUUAACUGCCUUCCAGAAUUACCUGGUGGAGGCUUUAAAGGGGCUGGAUAAGAUGUUCCUGAGCUCAUCCAACAGCCAUCCCUCAGGGGAAUCUGGGACUAAAAGCACAGACAAAGAGGCCAAACAUCGGAAAUAACAGGGGACAGAUGGCAUGGACCAAACUGUUCUAAUUAUUAAAGAGAUUAAACAGUCAUUCAACGUGCAAUUAAAAAAAAGGACAAAAAAAAUCAUCAGGAGGAUUGUGUGGAGGUGGCUGCACAGUGACAACUUUCUAAUUGAGACGUGAAAGAGAGGAAGAAGCAGCUAGGAGAAAAGAGUUAGCCUGGUUUUGUCGGGACCAAAUAAGGCCUGGGCCUAGGCUUAUCUCAGUCAAUGAUAUGCACAUUGAAUUACCUUGGGACAAUUGAUCCAGAAUUUGGGAACAUUAACAUGGCAAGACAUUAAUAAAGCACAAGCUUGGAGCAUCAGCCUCAGCAGAGCAAGCAAAUAGUGUUCCAUAUGUAUAUAUUUAUUUAUGUGUAAUUAAAUGGGAACUUUAAAUAGA